Molecule: messenger RNA, 650 nt
Organism: Aspergillus heteromorphus CBS 117.55
Lineage: Eukaryota; Fungi; Ascomycota; Eurotiomycetes; Eurotiales; Aspergillaceae
Exons: 1
Coding region: 5-178 (57 amino acids)
Source: RefSeq, a predicted model, not a curated record
CUGCAUGGUUCCCCUCACUCCUAGUACUGUCUCCUCCUCCUCCUCCAUCCGUCCGUUACCCCGGGAUAAAUCCUUAUCGCUGUCCCCGAGUCCCCCCCUUCCACGCAAAUCCUCCGCCGAAACGUCACUGCUGCCCGUCAACUCGGCUCCUCCCUCCAAUCCUCCUUCGCCGGGCUAAAUACUUUCCCUGCCACCGUCGCGUCCAGGCCUUUCCCUUCAGCCGAAAGCAUUCAAGUAGUGAGAUUCCAGAUCCGAGAUCACCACCUAAGCCUACUAGUAGCAGCACGGACAGCCUAUCUACUGGCAUUACUAUCACGGUACUAUUCAUAGGGUCCGUGGUGAUGGCUUUUCCCCAUUGCGGCGCCAUCUGCCGAGAUCGCCUCGUAGAUCAUUGGCUCUCCCUAACCGAACCCAUUCGCACGGGACUGGCGAUUAUUGUCUGCGGUUGACUACGUUCAUCCAGGCUCUCAACUUGAAAUUCAAAUGCGAUUAACGAAGUCCGACUAAGCCCGCGACCGUCUAGAGUCCCGGAGAAUCAACCGACAGACUUUUAGGGCCUAUGAAAUACAUCGUGAGGGGGAAGGUAAUAAGUGCAGUAAACAGGCAUUCAUAGAGAAGAGAAAUAGAAACAGUCCGUAAAUGGAUGGGAA